Messenger RNA from Astrephomene gubernaculifera, 471 nucleotides. NCBI's taxonomy places the organism in Eukaryota, Viridiplantae, Chlorophyta, Chlorophyceae, Chlamydomonadales, Astrephomenaceae. The record is from the annotation of a GenBank genome assembly.
CGGAGGGAAGCCGGGCGGAACAGUUGGGUGUACGGCGGGGCCAGAAGCUGGUGGCGCUCAGCGACCCGCUGCGGUACGGCACGCUGUGGGCUCUGCAGGACCGCCCCAGCCUGCGGUUCGUGGUGGACACGUUCCGCAUGCGGCGGGGGGCGCCGCUGGACUUGCAGCUGGAGCCGCUGAUGGGGGCAGCAGAUAUGGAUGCCUUCUUCGGUCCUGAGGAUGCAUCGCCCUCUUCAAGCGGUAGCAGCAGCAGCGACGAGGGCGGCAGCAGCCAGCAAUCAGCAACAGCCUCGGCGAGCGCAUCAGCGACAUCAACCUCAAUAGCAGCAGCAGCAGCAGCAGCAAUGACGACAAGGUCUCUGGGCAGUGGCGGCAGCGGCGGCUCGGUGGACGCCGACGCCUCCCCGGACGACGCGCUGGCCAGCAGCAGCAGCAUCGACCUGCUGCUGGCGGAUGCAGGCGACAAGGGAC